CUCGUCUCCUUUCAGUUUUAAAGCCAUCAUUUCUCUUUGUAGUUUCUACCCUCUGCAAAUGAUUCUCUCCUCUCUCUACAACCACCGCCCUAACCUCUCGUUGGGGUUUUAAAAAAGGAAAGAGAGACGCAAAAAUCGCUGGAAAUUGAAAAAUGGGAAGAAUCCACAUUCAUAGCCGUAUUUUUCUCUGUUAGAUAACAGGUAAUUUAGGGUUUUUUAUUUUUUAUUUUUUUUCUUUCCAUGUACUGCAAAGGGUUUUUCGACUAUCAUUGUUAUUUUAUGACUUAUGAAUGGAGGUUGCUAUUUCUGGCAUUUUCUUCACUUGUUCUGAUUCAUCAUUCUUCAUAGCCUUAGCAACUACUCUUUUUUGCUUCAUUUUUUCGGCUGUUUUUAUUCUUCGGUACUCAAGGAAACCAAAACUACCGUCACGUCCUUCCGAAUUGGAAAAUUCAAAGCCCUUUGAUUGUACAUGCGUGGGAGAGAAGAGUGUAAAUCGUAGUGGUCAGGAAAUGACGCCUAGUUUGAAUAGUGGUAAUGGUGGUGGUGGAGAGAUUGGGGAAAUGACUGUGGAGAGGCAUACAGGGGUAUCAAUGAUGGAGCAGCUGGUGCCGGAGAUCACAACCCAUGCCCUCAGCUACUUGGAUUAUCCGAGCCUUUGUCGCCUCUCAAUGACUAAUUCGCAUAUGCGGAAAGCUGCUAAUGAUGACAAUGCAUGGAAGGCUCUCUACCAUAAGGUGCUUUUUCCUAAAAAAGUCUAAUUAUCAGUGCAAGAAAAAUUUGUGGGUUUUUUCCUUUUUACAAUCUGUCAAAUAGGUGAGUAUUUAUUUAUUUAUUUUGAUGAUGUGAAGAUGCUGUUAAUAUUAUUGUUUAGUUAAUAGACUAUAUGGUUUUAAUCAAUCUAAUAUGACGGUUGCCUAACUUUUGUUUAUGAGGAAAAGUUAUUGCUCAGUUUAGUGAGUCGCUCAGAAACAGUAGUUGUAUUUGUUGUUCUUUAGAGCUGUCAACUUGUUAUUGGUGUAUGCAUUGAUUUAAUAUGUAACGUAGCACGCCAAUAACUAAAACAGAAAGAAGAAAAUCUAGAAGAUUCACUGCCCUUGUAUUUGUUAAAGAAUAUUUUUAGUACUGCUAUCCUGAUUGACAAAAAAGAAAAAAAGGAAGGUUGGUUAUCUUGAAUGAUGUAUGCCAGUUGAAGGGAAUUUCCUGCAAACUUUCAGAUAGUUUCAUCACGUUAUAGUAUGUCAAUUAGAGGAUCUUAAUUGGAUGGAAUAGAAGAAAAUCAUCACAUCAUCAUCUGAACAAAAGAUAAGUGACGGGUAUAAAAGUUGUUGCAUCUGCAUGUUACUGCACGAGUAGGGGCUUGUUCUCCAAAUAUUUGCAUUUUAUCACUAGCUAUUUUCUUUAAAUAAAUAAAUAAAUAAAUAAAUAAAUAAAUAAAAGAAAAAGAGGGAUUUUAGCUUUUGAAGAACUUCUUAAUGUGAUGCCUAUGGUUACUGUUUGUCUUUGUGGCCUAAGCUUUCUAUAAAUUUGGUGUGAACUGCUUAAAUUAGUUAUGGAAUGAGAUCGUGGAGUGGAAAAGUUGCAAAGUUAAUUUUAUUUUUUAUUAUUAUUUCUUUUUUUCUGAUUAAGAAAUGUAUUUGAAAGGAAGAAACAUAAUAAGAGUUCUAGACUGCCAAUGUUGUUAGAAUAUUGUAAGCUGCUAUGCUUAUGAUUCUUUGAUCCAUACCACCAAUGCGAGUCUCUUAUACAAGAGAGCCUUUAACUUGGUUUUGGUUGCUGUAAGAAUGAGGUGGGUACCUUAGUUAUUUUAAGCUUGGUUUUGAUUUCCUAUUGGUAAUGUCUAGAAAAUAAAUUACAUGUAUAUAUUAAUGUAUGACUAUACGGGAAUUGGACGUUGAGACUAAGGUACAUGCCAAUAAGUAGGUUUUAGAUGAUAUCUUUCAGUAGACCUUUUCAUUAGGUUGGUUAUCAGGCUCUUGUUCUUUUCCAAAUGAAUUCAUGUAAUCUUUGUCCUUCAAAAGUGAGAGCAAGAAUUAGCUAAGGAGUAGAGAGCCUUGAUUUAUUAAUUCAUUUUCUUCGAAGUCACCUCAAAAGUGAGAAACAACCUAAGAAGGGCAAGAUAGAGAAUAAAGUUCUCCUUUAUCGUGCUCCUUUUUUUAGCGGGAGGCAAUUUUGAAUUCAUUUUGCUUCAAAUACCAAUUGGUUUCCUUUCUUCUUAUAGACUAUAGCAUAAUUCUCUCUUUUGCCUAAAAAAUAAACACAAAGGGAGCACAUAAGUUUUUCUUUGUGUGGGUAAUUUUCUCUCUCUAUCUAUGUAUAUCUCCCACUUACAACUGAGAAAAUAAACGUCCAGCCUAAAGAGUAUUGACUCUAGAGAGCUAAUUCUCUGUCAAAGAUGCUUAACUUUCUGUAGUCUACUACUCAUGGACUAUCUUGUUGCUUGUGGGGGAGAUCUUUUGAUCAUUAUUUUUUCCAUUUUUGGUUAUUAGAUCCCAUAGUGCCAUUAGAUUUCUCAGGUUCUUACAACUGCAAUCCUUUAAUAUAAACGGUAAUUGGCAAUUGUAUGUAUGCCAGUAUGUAUGCUUGCUUAAAUGGAUGGUAUACUUGAUUUUUAAUAUUUUUAUUAAAUCUUGAUUGUGAAUUACCAUUGUAUUUUUUUUCCUUUUUUUUGACCAGAUGUUCAUUCUGUAAAAUUAGGCUUAAAAUACUCAAUGUGAUUUCACUUAAUGAUGUUUUCUCAACUGCAGCUUGUUUCAGUAAAAAUUUGCCAUUACCAUAGUGACUUUUU
Olea europaea var. sylvestris is the source of this 2785-nucleotide messenger RNA. RefSeq lists its product as uncharacterized. Gene Ontology annotation, molecular function: protein binding. The coding region runs from base 291 to 758 and encodes 155 amino acids. The transcript has a single exon. The record is from RefSeq and is a predicted model, not a curated record. NCBI's taxonomy places the organism in Eukaryota, Viridiplantae, Streptophyta, Magnoliopsida, Lamiales, Oleaceae.